This is a messenger RNA of Ochotona curzoniae (black-lipped pika), 2331 nucleotides long. It is a transcript of the gene CUNH2orf78, whose product is annotated as chromosome unknown C2orf78 homolog. Lineage: Eukaryota; Metazoa; Chordata; Mammalia; Lagomorpha; Ochotonidae. The record is from RefSeq and is a predicted model, not a curated record. The transcript has 3 exons. The coding region runs from base 1 to 2331 and encodes 776 amino acids.
AUGUCAGGGAGCAGUGCAGCUUCCCACACAGGAAGCGUCACCAACUUCUCCACAGUGUCUGCCCCGACGGUCGGCUCAGCAUGGCUACUGUCAUCAGCUGCUGCCACCUCUUUCCAGCCACUCAGGGGCAGUGCCUACCUUUACCAACAACAUUCAGCCACAACCAUGCUCUCUGCAGUGCCUGCCCAGAGCCAGACCUCCAUGUCUGCUGCCUCCUACCCAGCUGCUCUACAAUGGCAUCUCACAGCAGGCACUGCACAGAACACCUCAGCACUCGGGCACUUCACUCAGGGCACUCGCACCAACCAGAACACAGCUGUUCCUUGCACACUGAUGACAGCCCCAUAUCACCAAACCACAGGUGCCAAUGCCACGGUCCCUCUCUUUCCAUCACUCAUUCCGGGCACAGCAGCUCACAUUCCUACUCAGCAGGGGCAUGGCUUGUCACUUCCAUACCUGCAAGCAAGCCAGAUCCAUGACCAUCAUCAAGCCACAGUAGGCUCUCUACUCUCGGCACAACCUGGCCCCUGCCUGCAAACCUAUGCCCCUGGGACACACACAGCAACUGUGGCCUCUGCACCUUACCCAGAAAUGGUGAUGGUGCUAAGGCAGAUUCAGCCAACUGAUGACACAACACCAGUCUCAACCUCUGCAACCUACUACUCUGCCUCGUCGCAACCUGCCACAAGAACAACAUUUCAAGACAGUCAUCUUCUGGCUUGCAGUGAUACUCCUCCUGGCCGAGAGGAGCAGCCUGGUCCCACCAUGGCUGACCUCCCACACAGCAGCCCAACUCCUGAUGGCCAACACAGAUCAGAAGGUGACACUCCAGCUAGCAAUGGCUUUGCAGACAUUCCUGCGCUGCUGCUGAAGAACAUCUGCCUGCCCAAAACCUUCAGUCCCUUGAUAGAUCUGGACCAACCCAAAGGCUCCGUGGAAAUCAGUGCCACGGAGCCUGCAGCCACCAAAGAGAGUGAGGUGCAGGACAGUGUCACAGACAUACACGCUCCUUCCAAUCAGCUCAGCACGAAGAAGAAGCACAAAGCCACAGAGCCUCUCCACGGUGCACCCAGGGCCAAGAUCCCGCCAAAGACCCCAGAGCACCUCAUAGAGGAGGGAGAAGUGGUCGAUUGCGACAAUGCAGACAGUCACAGCAGUCCUGUGAAAGAGGCCCAGCAAGCUACCAACAAGCCUCACAAACCUGCAUCCAGCAGAUCCAGGACAACCAAGAGCCAGCGCCAGGUGAAGGACACCACCACAAAAGGACAGGACACCAAGAGACCUGGGAACAGCAAGCACUCAGGUGAAAAAGGCAAGGCUCAAGACAAGCCACCCAUCCCCAAGACAUCGAGGAAGAGAAACCCACCGGCACUUACACAAGAGACCUUCCAAAAACCUCGCAGCCGCCUCGGCAUGCACAUGAUGGAGUCUGUGCAGGUGUUUCACGCACUGGGCAAGAAGACCGAGAAGAAAACGGGCCGCUCUCCGACCAGGAUGCUGGGAAGUUCCAGCCACAACAAAGACCCCUGUGCAGCCUCAGCGACAAAGCCAUGGCUGAAAACUGCCCAGGAAGGCAAAGGACCUGAGAAAGCUCCAGCCAAAGCCCAGAACCCGGACGAUGAAGCUGAGAAAGGCAACACGUCCCCAUCCGUCUAUGAGCUGCCACCACCAGGAAAAGUCAAGUUGAUUCCUCUGCCUUUCCCCACCGUCGAGAGGCCUCGGCCUCGACCUCGCCCUCGACCUGUUCAGCAAAGGCCACAGUCUCUUGCCUCCCAGAAGCCCACAGGGGCUACCCAUGACCAUGCCCAGCCUGCGUCCACUAACCCAGCUCAACCGACUCCUGACACUCCGGCUCCACCAACUGCUGCUGCCACAUCACCCGUAGCUUCUGUUACACCAGCUCAGCCCACUUCAACCAACGCAACCCGACCAGCUUUGAGCAACCCUCCCCAGCCUACCAUCCCUCCAUCAGUGGUGUCUAGGCCUGUGCCUCACCACACAGCAUCUUACACUUCGGUCAGGCCGCAGCCUAAUUCCACUGCUCUGCCCAAGCCACCACCCAUGCCUCAAAACCCUUUUCUCAUCCAGGAUUUCAGCCAACAACGAAGACCAUGGAGGAAACCUGAGAUGAUUGGGCCUUUAGUGUCAACUCCCAUCACUGAAGAGCAGAGGCCAGAGCGUGAGGCUAUGAAGAGGAGGGCUCAACUAGAGCGUGAGGAAGCUGCCAAAUACACCUCUUUUGGAAAGUUCCAAUAUUUCAUUGAGAGGGAAAAAGAGAUGGAUAUCUCUCUUUACUAUGGUUAUGUAACCAAGAGCUGUUUCCAAUGCUAG